Maniola jurtina (meadow brown) is the source of this 811-nucleotide messenger RNA. Its product is annotated as protein Fer3-like. The coding region runs from base 86 to 568 and encodes 160 amino acids. The transcript has 4 exons. The record is from RefSeq and is a predicted model, not a curated record. Gene Ontology annotation, molecular function: RNA polymerase II transcription regulatory region sequence-specific DNA binding; DNA-binding transcription factor activity, RNA polymerase II-specific; protein dimerization activity. NCBI's taxonomy places the organism in Eukaryota, Metazoa, Arthropoda, Insecta, Lepidoptera, Nymphalidae. Gene Ontology annotation, biological process: developmental process; regulation of transcription by RNA polymerase II.
ACAAGCAUAAGGUGGCGAGGCAGAAGUGAAGUGCAAAUUUUUCUUGGAAGUGUAAACGCCAGGUUUCAAGAUUCAUUUCCCGCUGAUGUCCUACAGUAGCGAUACGCCGCAUAUUUGGAGUAGCUCGUCUGGUGGAGAGGUAUCUCCGUACGGACCUUUGUGGGACGGCCCGCCCGCGCCGGUGCCUUACCCCGACAUCCUGGCCUUUCCACCCGCCGAUCUGGUGUGGUCGGCUGCGGGAUGCGGCCGUUCAUCAGCUCGCUCGACGCCGGGGGGUAAGAAGCCGCGACGUCGCGUCGCGUCCGUCGCACAGCGUCGCGCCGCCAACAUCCGCGAACGACGACGCAUGUUCAACCUCAAUGAAGCCUUUGACAAGUUGCGACGAAAGGUACCAACAUUCGCAUAUGAGAAGCGCCUCUCUCGCAUCGAGACGCUGCGGCUGGCGAUCACGUACAUAAGCUUCAUGUGUGAACUGCUGCACGGCUCCCCGCAGCCGCACCACCCCUCCCACCCCGCGCUGCACCCCCCACGGCAUGUCUUCGACGCUGAAGUGCCAUGGUGUGCUUAAGAAAUUAAAACCUAGAUACCUAAGUACCUACUUACUAGGUAUAAGCCUUUGCAUGUUUCAUUUUUGAGAUCCGCAGAUAUAUUUUAAGUCUUUUCCUAAUGUUUUAUCUGUUAAAUUGAACAAUACUAUUUAAAAAUAUGCAAACUAACUUUAUUCUAAGCUAUUGUUUAUUGUUAAGUUGUAUUGUACGGUAUCGCAGCUCAUUUAAGUUACUCGGCGUGGAAAAGCCUUGUGGGCAAUGAU